AUCCCGACAUGUCGCAUCCGCAUCUCGAUCAGAUUCCGUAUGCGAGAUCGAUUGCUCGGGUCAUGCAGGUAGUCGCCGCGAGAAAAAGCAAAGCAUGAGGGGUAGGUAUAUGUAUUCGGCAUCCCGAUCAGUGUCACUCGGAUAGCUGCAUACACCGCUCUGCCGUAUUCUCUUCUCAUAAAUUGCUCAUCUGCCCUCUGUCUUGUUUCACAUUUUCCCAUUCCUGUCAUUCCUUCGGUUGCGCUCGAAUUUCUGUACGUUUUCUUCUCGGGGCGCGUUGUCGAAGCACGUUUCCACAGGUACCCAUGGCCGCUCCAAAGUCCAAACUCAAGAAAACAAAGUCCAAUAAAACUUCAACUUCCACGCACAGGCCCGCAUCAGAAGGAUUGACUAACUCUACCAAUUCAUCUUCGAACCUCCUAGAACUACGGGCCAGUCGCCAGAGCCACCAAGGCUUUCCACCGUCCGGUGACUCCACCCACGCGGCUCCGUCGUCAGCCUCAGAAAGCAAACUCGAGACACUACCAGUAGAAGUCCUGAAUCACAUCCUCUCUUACCUCAUCACUCCACGAUCCAGACUCCCGGGCCUUUCGGAAGGUGAAAGCGCACACGACUUCCCCCGACCCGAGCAACAUCGAAUCAAAGGCGAAGAGGAUCGAGCCUCUUCCCCCGACACCGAACGCUUCGCAGCCGACCUCUUCUCCUGGACCGAGCUCCGCCAUCCGUUCAAUGCCUUAGCUGCGACAUCCAAGCGUUGCUGCGAGCUUGUCGAGAGCUACUCCGCUCAUCUUGUGAAGGCCUGCAAUCGGUUCAACCUCCCGUUUCCGCAGAUGGACGAAUAUGGAGCCGAAUCAGUGUAUCCUGAUCUGAGUGGAAUAGUGUACCGCCGGCUACUACUCCAAGUCACGCCUCGACCCUGCGUCUUCUGCGGCGGCGUGCUGAGCGCCUACCCUCACAGAUCAGUCAUCCGACUCCUUUUAACAUGCGAAGACUGCUUCUAUGCCCAGGCUCUCACUCCGGAUGAGAUCCAAAGGCAAUACCACAUCUCCGACACUUCCUUCCUCGCUGCCAACGGUGUCCGCGCAAGUAGCAACUUCGAAUGGGUCCUCCGCAUAGAUGUUGAGGCGUUAGUCCUAAAGCUUUAUGGAACCAGAGCAUUCCACGCCACGCAUCCCGAUCUAGAAUCAAAGCCUUGUGAGAUAUGCCGCCGCCGUCAAACCGACCACGAGGGAGCGGGGACCGUGCUGCGGGAUCCCAAGAGGCGGAGACGAAAUCUACCAGCACAUGUAAAACGCACGCCCGGAUCUACACGAGCAAAACAAUAAGCUGUCAUCGACAGAUAUCCUCGACUUCGGUCGCUCUUGCGCCCGCAUUGGUGUACAGCUGGACCAUUCUUUCUCUAGCACCUUUCUUCCCGUUUCUCCUGCUUCCACUUCCUCCUUUGUUUCGAAAGAGCUCCUUGUUUCGGUUUUGUUUCUCUUCCGCUGAAGCGGCUGUUAACGAAUAUGUACGACUGUACGACUGUAUGACUGUAGGAAGUAUGGGAAUAUGGAGGAUAUCAUAGCAUCAAGGUAUCUAUAGACAAUCAAGAAAAG
This is a messenger RNA of Trematosphaeria pertusa, 1595 nucleotides long. RefSeq lists its product as uncharacterized. NCBI's taxonomy places the organism in Eukaryota, Fungi, Ascomycota, Dothideomycetes, Pleosporales, Trematosphaeriaceae. The coding region runs from base 306 to 1325 and encodes 339 amino acids. The record is from RefSeq and is a predicted model, not a curated record. The transcript is spliced from 2 exons.